AUGCCACAUGCCGAAAAAGCACAUUCAGUCUCAGGUGUCCGUAGUGUAUUUAAUGGUAUUGGAUCUCAAACAAUGUUUGCUGCACAAACUGGAUUUAUACCAGACCUUACUGCAGGAGAAAUUCUUGUCAAAGUUCGUUUAGCGUCAAUCUGUAUGAGUGAUGGUGAUGGAAUGCUUGGUUUAUAUACAUGUGCAGCUCUUCGUGAACAUGGUUUUGAAAGAGUUUAUUGUUCUGGAACUCGUUUACAACGUUCAACAUUCAUAGAACAAUUUGGUGCUAUUCCACUUUAUAAUGACGAAAUACUUGAAGAAGAAACAAACAAGAUUGAUGUUGUUGUUGAAGUAUGUGGUGUACCAAAUGUGGUCAAUGAUGGUUUAAGAUUAUUGAAACCUGGUGGACUAUAUCUUUUUGUUGGUAUGGUUCAUCCACAUUCACAAUUGAAUAUUACGGGAGAACAAAUUAUUCGUAAAUGUUUGACUAUCAAAGGUAUUCAUAAUUAUGCUCCACGUCAUCUUGAUCAUGCUGUUCAAUUUCUUGAGAAAACAAUAAAAAAGUAUCCUUAUGAAGAAGUAAUUGGACCAACUUAUGAUUUAUCUGAUUUAUCACGUGCUAUGCAAAUUGCUAUUGAAAAACGUUAUGGUCGAGUUUUAGUUAAGCCAAAUGUGCUAACAUCAUGA
This is a messenger RNA of Rotaria sp. Silwood1, 678 nucleotides long. The record is from the annotation of a GenBank genome assembly. Lineage: Eukaryota; Metazoa; Rotifera; Eurotatoria; Philodinida; Philodinidae.